This is a messenger RNA of Meira miltonrushii, 2124 nucleotides long. RefSeq lists its product as uncharacterized. Bases 36 to 1649 code for a protein of 537 amino acids. The transcript has a single exon. The record is from RefSeq and is a predicted model, not a curated record. Lineage: Eukaryota; Fungi; Basidiomycota; Exobasidiomycetes; Exobasidiales; Brachybasidiaceae. Gene Ontology annotation, cellular component: nuclear pore.
AACAACGAUUCAUUUUAUCAUAUCCCACCACAAAGAUGAAAAGAGGAGCAGAAAGACAGAUACAAAGAGAAGAUGGAGAUGAUCCACAUGGAGUUGGAGCAGAGAAUGAUGGAAAUGCAGGCAAUGGUGGUGGCGGCGGCCAAGGAGGUGCGGAUAUUUCUGCUAGACCGAUUCGUGGAUUGCCAAAGAAGAAGCUAGCAGGGAAUUCAUUUGGCGGAUCUCCUUCACCAUCACCUUCUGCACCUUCUUUUGGUGGCUUCGGAUCAUUCAAUAGUACCGCAACAACUCCAGCCAAUAAUGCCACAGCUCCAAAACCAACAUUCUCAUUCGGUCAACCUAGCAAUGGAUUUGGUGCAAGCAGCAAUACAAGCUCUUUGAGCGCCAGUGCAAAGCCUUUCACAUUUUCGGCACCAGCUACUACGACUACUUCGAAUGGUGUAUCAGCAUCUGCUUCAACUUCUACAGCUUCUACAUCAGCAUCCAAUAACGAUCUAGAAUACUACAGGACUCUAAGAGGAGUCAAUGAAUCACUCAAACAACAACUUGGAAGCAGUAUAGAAGCAGCGUUGAAAAAGGAUGCAUUCGCAGAUCUAUCAGAACUGCUACAGAGUAUAAGGGCAAAGUAUGAUGAAUUCCGUACCAAAGCAGAAUCGAAAAGAGGAUCUGGAGAAAAGAGUGAAGCAAAAGCAAUACCUGCACAAGAGCCACCGAAAGUGUCAGCUCCAGCAUCAAUAGCACAAUCGACGUCUCAGAGUACUGCCAGCGCUACCGGCCUUUUUUCUCUACCCUCGAAUCCAUCACCUUCACAGCCAGCAACCGAUCCGAAACCUACAUCGUCAGCUCCUGCCCAGCCAUCAGUAUCACUACCGAAACCACCUGCAUCUGGCGGGUUCUCAUUUGCUGGGUCUUCAUUCUCCGGACCAAGUGCAGCAUCUGCCACCACUUCAGAAGCAAAACUUUUGCCUGGUCAGCCGACAUUUUCAUUGCCCAAGACUGGAUUUUUCAAAGCAUUUGGAAAGGACUCUGAUGAAGACAAAGGAGAUGAGGAGGAGAAAGAUGAGGAAGAAGAAGACGACAAUCAAGCAGGCGCUUCUACAUCUACGGAAGCUCCUAAGCCAGCUUCGACUGCUUUUUCUUUUGGCGCUCCAUCAUCGAGCAGUUCAAAGCCAAUCUCUUUUGGAGCACCUACAACAUCAACGAAUGGAACAGGAUCGAAUCCUUUCCAAUUCUCAUUCGGAGGCAAUUCGUCCGCCAAACCAGCUACAGGAACGACGAGUACGUUUGGAGCACCAUCGAGCUCAUCAACAAAUACUGCCGCUGCGCCUGCCGCUGCAUCGACAUCGCCAGCACCUACAUUUUCGUUUGGACAGGCUGCCGGAUCGAAAACACCUUCGAUCGGAUCAAAUUUUGCCAAUACGAGUGGAGUAACACAACCGGGAGCAUUUUCUUUUGGAUCGGGAAAGAUUAGCUUUGGCGGCAGUCCUUCUCCAAGUACGGGCAAUAGUGGAUCGACGACAGGAUUGUUCGGCAACGGAAGCGCUUCUGCAACGCCUUCUUUUGGUUCUACAGGUUUCACUUUUGGAGCUCGAGUUUCAGGAUCAGAGAAGAACGAUGGAAGCGAAAAGAAAGAUGAUGAUAAAUCUUCUUGAUCGUUUUGCGUCUUAGUAAUGUACGAUAUAUCAUGCUGUUUUAUUUAUGUUGCAAUACGCAUCGAUGUUUAUGAGCAUGAAUUUGAUUCAACAAAAGGAAAACAGUGUGCAAGCAAUUGCAAUUGAAAUCAGUGCUGUAUGUAAGGGAAAGUUGGCAUGGGUAGAAUACAAAUGAAGGAGAGAGAGCUAUCCAACGAUAAUCUUUCAACGGGUUCCGCGUCCUCCACCACCCGAAGUAAGGACGAGCUUUUUCUUCUUUUGCUGCUUAGUCUGUUGUGGUGGUUGAGGCGGUGAUGGUUUGACUGUUUCCUCUUGCACGACUUCUUGUUUGGCUGGACUUUGACUUUCACCUUCUUUCGUCUCUUUCACUUCAUUGUUUGGAGGAGCAGUAUUUGUAGCAGCUGAGGUCGAAUUUGUUCUACCUGGGCUUCUGCGUGCUUGACGAUUCAGACCACGUCCUUCACGAACAGAAUUG